Messenger RNA from Arabis nemorensis, 666 nucleotides. NCBI's taxonomy places the organism in Eukaryota, Viridiplantae, Streptophyta, Magnoliopsida, Brassicales, Brassicaceae. The record is from the annotation of a GenBank genome assembly.
AUGCUCAUCCUUCACAGGGUGCAUCUAGAGAUGCUUUACUCUAACCCUCUCAACCAAGUUGGGGUCCAUGGGCCUACGGACCUAAUGUUAGCCGAUCCACCAACUGGGGAUGUAGGUGGUACUGCAAAUAAUAUUGUGCUUCCAGAAACCACCAACAAUGAAGUAGGACAUCAGUUUGGGGACGUUGGUAUGAACCUCCUAGACACGUACAUGCAACCAACUGUAGGCAACACUUACAGUGGAAUUGACGAUGCGAUGUUUUUCUGGGAGGGACUCAUGUCUCAGGGAUAUCCGCCAGAGGAAAAAUUUUUUGUAUGCUCUCACCGGAAACUCGACACUUCUUCCACCGGAUCGUCUAGUGAUAUCUGCAUUAUGGCUGACUUUGAAUCUGAACAUGAUCUUGCUAUCUUACCAACACAGAGCCAUGGAACGGCCCAACUGCUGCCAUCGGAGGAGCGUGUUGAAAGAGAAGGUAUUAGCGAUGACUCGCCUAUCCAAACCACACCUCAGAUUAUCCAGAUACCAAAUCAGAAUGGAACGGCAGAACCCUUUUUAGGACUCACGUUAACGUGCGGACCUUUGCCUAGGACAAAUGAUCCAGUCGUUGGGAAUGCGGAUGGGGGAAAUUCAUCGGAGGGCAGUGGCCCCAGUCUUGGUGGGUUUUAG